Molecule: messenger RNA, 2430 nt
Organism: Podarcis raffonei (Aeolian wall lizard)
Lineage: Eukaryota; Metazoa; Chordata; Lepidosauria; Squamata; Lacertidae
Product: chromodomain-helicase-DNA-binding protein 1-like
Exons: 16
Coding region: 420-2222 (600 amino acids)
Biological process (GO): chromatin remodeling; DNA repair
Cellular component (GO): nucleus
Molecular function (GO): ATP binding; ATP-dependent chromatin remodeler activity; DNA helicase activity
Source: RefSeq, a predicted model, not a curated record
CUUCGGAUCAAUGUUUUUGUGGUGCUGCAGCGCGGCAAAGUGUUGGAUCCACGGUUUUUAUAGUCCAGUCUGUAGGCGUGCCUUCCAGGUGUAAUUUGACACUGGAUUUGUUGGAGUUAUUUUUUUAAAAGUGGAGGAUCCGUGCAGAUCCGCCUUUAACCCAGACCCCGCACUUUCGCCUACCGCGUUGCAAGAUGCAGUUCCUGGGUUAUGUUGCGAAUGCAGCGGCAGCAGCCAAUCGCAAAGCGGGUUUCCUUCCGACGAGCCAAUAGGCGCGAGCCCCUCUGUUGCUUUCCUUCCGGGAGCCGUUUUGCAAACAAGCUGGGUCCCGGGGCUCGUGCAGAGAAGGGGAGGCGGAGACUUGUGCGCCGCUUGAGGUUUUGUUGCAAGCGUGCAACCACCAGCAGCAGCGGUCCGUGAUGUCUCGCUUCUUCCAAAGUGUCUCCGCUAAGCGCACAGAGAGUCAAGGGGGACCAAGCGUGGAAGAGCAGCACUUGAGGCAAUGGGGGCUGGCAGGCAUUCAUCUACGCCCCUAUCAGAUGGAAGGAGUAAACUGGCUGACACACUGCUAUGAAACCUGGCAUGGCUGCAUCCUGGGUGAUGAAAUGGGUCUUGGGAAGACUUGCCAGGCUAUUUCUCUGCUUGUUGUCUUAAGUGGGAAGCUUAAUAAAAGGCCGUUUUUGAUCCUUUGCCCUCUGUCUGUGUUAAACAACUGGAAGCAGGAACUAGAAAGAUUUUCUCCAAGUCUUUCCCUCGUGACGUAUUCAGGAAACAAGGAAGAAAGAACUGAGCUACAGCAGGACUUCAAAUCAAAUCAUGAUUUCCACAUUCUGCUGACUACUUACGAGGUGUGCCUUAGAGACACAGCAUUUCUGAAACGUUUCAGCUGGGCUUGCCUUGUUGUGGACGAAGCUCACAGACUGAAGAAUCAGGAUUCACUACUUCAUAAAGUACUCUUUGAGUUUACAACGGACUUCAACCUCCUGCUGACGGGCACUCCCAUUCAGAACAGCCUCCAAGAGUUAUAUGCCCUGCUUGCUUUCAUUGAACCAGCUACAUUCCCCAAGGAGCUGGUGGAAGAAUUUGUUCGCUAUUAUCAUGGAAUUGAAAAGGAAAGCAAAGUAGCCAAAGAACUGCACAGUCUCUUGCAGCCCUUCUUGCUCAGAAGAGUGAAGGCUGAUGUGGCAGCCGAACUCCCCAAGAAAGAGGAGGUGGUUCUCUACCACGGGAUGUCAGCCUUGCAGAGAAAGUUUUACAAGGCUGUUUUGAUGAAAGACCUAGAUGCAUUUGAAAAUGAAUCGGGGAAGAAAGCCAAGCUCCAGAAUGUGUUAGUUCAACUCCGGAAAUGUGUAGCUCAUCCGUAUCUGUUCAAUGGUAAGAAGGCCGUCCAGGACCAUAGUUGCUGGUGCUGCUGUCGAGGCAGUUGGUUUGCUGUUCUUGUCACAGGCAUUCAGCCGGGACCCAGCAAGAAGCGGCGUAAAUUGAGCCCAGAAGAACUGGCGGCUCGACAGAGGAAGCGGCAGGAGGCAGCAGCAGAGAGGGCCAGGCUCAGGGAAGAGAAGAAGCAGAAGAAGGCAGAAGCUGAGCACCAGAAGAACGCUGACAGCAGCGAAGAGGAGACAGAAAGAGAUUUAGAAAGUGGGAUGGGUGCGGAUUUGGAGUACGCAGACCCUGACCUGAGCUCCAUCAAGUAUGUUAUAGGUGAUGUUACCCACCCCUCUGCAGGAGAAGAGGAUGCCAUCAUUGUGCAUUGUGUAGAUGACUCGGGCCGUUGGGGAAGAGGAGGCUUGUUCACAGCUCUGGGGAAGCGCUCUGACCAUCCAAGGAAAAUAUAUGAGCUGGCAGGAAAGAUGAAAGACUUGACAUUGGGAGGAACUCUUUUAUUCCCCAUCGAUGAUAAGGAAUCCAGAAACAAAGGACAUGACUUGCUGGCCCUUAUUGUAGCACAGCACCGAGACCGUUCGAACAACUUGUCUGGAAUUAAUCUCCCUGCUUUGGAAAGGGGAUUAAAGAAAAUUUAUCUUGCGGCCAAGGAUAGAGAUGCAAGUGUCCACCUGCCCCGCAUUGGAUACUCAACCAAAGGUUUUAAUUGGUAUGGGACAGAGCGUCUUAUCCGGAAGUACUUGACAACAAAAGGCAUCCCCACAUUUGUAUACUACUUUCCUAGAAAGAAGGCAUCAUCUUCACAAGCAUCCACAUCAGCAUCAUCACUGCAACCAUAAAGGUGUUAAAAAAUCAAUUAGAAAUAACCACUCACAGUUCACAGCGCUGCUUCCUGCUCUUUCUGCAGCCAGUCAAGAUUCAUGUUGACUUUCUUUAUAAUUGUUUAUUUAAGCAGGCACACAAGAAGCAUGUUUAGAAAUCUGUCUCUCUAUAUCAGUGAUGCGCACCAGAAAUUUAGACAGAGUUCCAUCAUGCAUCCAAGUUUUU